AGUCACUCAUUGAUAUGCUGAGUGUACUAUCUGAACGACUCUUUAUUGUGUGUAAAAAAUAAACUGUGUUUUUCGCCUUUUCCGAUCAGAAAGACGGUGUUGUGUGACUGUAACGUUAAGUGUUACGACAUGGGCAGCGAAAAGAAACCGACCAUCAUAAUUACAGGAUUUGGACCAUUUGGAGAACAUUCUGUCAAUGCAAGCUGGGUGGCUGUACAGAAUUUAAAGCGAAGGAAUCUGUUGCCUCAUCUCGAUGUUCACAUACAGGAAAUUCCUGUAGAUUAUCAGGAAGUCAGCCAAAUUGUACCAAAUUUAUGGAAAGAAAAAAAUCCUCAGCUUGUGGUCCAUGUUGGGGUCUCCGGGAUGGCAAAUAAAAUCACCAUUGAACAGAGAGGUAAUAAUACAGGCUAUGAGAGGAUGGAUGUCAAAGGUCAAAGACCAAAGAAGAAGUGCUGCAUCAAUGAUGGAGAGGAGUGUAUAUUGUCCGGAAUUGACAUGAGUCAAGUCUGUGAUGAAAUAAACAAGGCGGAGAAUGAAUUGGAGGCCGAGGUGUCACACGAUGCGGGAAGGUACCUGUGUGACUUCUCCUUCUACACCUCCCUGUCGAUUGACAGGUCUCGCUCCGCCUUCAUUCAUGUCCCGCCCCUCGGACAACCCUACAGCGAGGACCAGUUAGGAGACGGUUUGGCCAUAGCUGUGUCUGCCAUGUUGAAGCAGCUAACAGAUCAGAAGUCUUCUUGAUCCACUGUAGCAUCUGAAUCUGCAUUGUAUUCUGUGUUUUAAUACCAAAGACUGUGAAGCAAUGCAUAAUCAUUUUUAUCUGUACGUUUUAUUCCCCAACUACAUCUAUUUUAAAUUUGUAAUAUGUAACAGUAGACAUAAAUUGAUUUCCCUGACUAAGAUUGAAAAUCAAAUUGAAAAAGAACUGUGUCAGACUGUUGCAAAACCAAAUUUCUUGUGUGUAAACAGUGUAUAUGUAUUUGAAUUGCAUAUCCCAGAGAAUUUUUCAUCUUACGAAAUAUUGUAAAAAAAAAAGAGGGAAACUUCCCAUUCAAAUCAUACGGAGCUUUUUCAAUGAUUUUUAAUGAUAUUUUGAAGAGUUUUUCAGUGUGCCAUUAAUUUAUUUUGCCACUUGGUAAUUUUUUUAUUGUGUGCAAUAUAUAAUAUUACAUGCAUCAUUUACUUCA
Magallana angulata is the source of this 1187-nucleotide messenger RNA. Its product is annotated as pyroglutamyl-peptidase 1-like. The record is from RefSeq and is a predicted model, not a curated record. Gene Ontology annotation, molecular function: pyroglutamyl-peptidase activity. Gene Ontology annotation, biological process: proteolysis. Bases 130 to 741 code for a protein of 203 amino acids. Gene Ontology annotation, cellular component: cytosol. Lineage: Eukaryota; Metazoa; Mollusca; Bivalvia; Ostreida; Ostreidae. The transcript is spliced from 4 exons.